This is a messenger RNA of Aspergillus affinis, 1866 nucleotides long. RefSeq names its product RING-type E3 ubiquitin transferase MAG2. The record is from RefSeq and is a predicted model, not a curated record. Gene Ontology annotation, biological process: positive regulation of transcription by RNA polymerase II. Gene Ontology annotation, molecular function: transcription cis-regulatory region binding; metal ion binding. The coding region runs from base 1 to 1866 and encodes 621 amino acids. Lineage: Eukaryota; Fungi; Ascomycota; Eurotiomycetes; Eurotiales; Aspergillaceae. The transcript has a single exon.
AUGAACUUUUCCCUUCCCCCACGCCCGCAGUAUCAACCCCCACCGCGCAACAUCCGCCGGUAUGGGUCAUGGGGUCUGGGGUCCGGAUACCACGCUAUGGACAAGGCUCGAUAUGUUCAUGCAAAUUAUCGAUUUAUCGUAACGCCCAAUAGAAGUUAUAAAGCCCAAGCAGCUAAUGCGGAUGUUCACUUGGACUGGGAUUCCGUUCUCCAGGUGCUAGUGUCGGCUGAAACCCAAUCCGCCAGCUGCCCCAUUUGCUUAUCGACGCCAGUAGCCCCUCGAAUGGCUCGGUGCGGUCAUAUAUUCUGUCUCCCGUGUCUGAUUCGCUACAUGCACUCGACCGACGACGAGAAUCGUGCUCCUGAGAAGAAAGCACGGUGGAAAAAAUGCCCCAUCUGCUGGGACUCGAUCUAUAUCUCGGAGACUCGGCCUGUGCGAUGGUUCCGCGGCCAGGAGGGCGAUUUGCCCGUCGAGGGUGGAGAUGUGGUGUUACGGCUGGUCAAGAGGGAACCGGGUAGCACGUUAGCCCUCCCUCGAGACGGUGCGGAGGGUCUUGGACCUGAAGAGGAUAUUCCGUGGUACCACGCUGCGGAAGUCGCCGACUAUGGCCGUAUGAUGAAAGGGGGCGAGGACUACAUGAACGCCCAGUACGAUCUCGAGAUCGAAGAGCUCCGUCGGCAGGAGCUAGAGGAUGAGCUUCUUUUCGGUGACGAGACCACAUGGACCCGAAAGGCCGUUGCCGCCAUCAAUGAUGCCAAAGUGAAGCUCCAGGGCAUUGGCAACCCACCCGAUAUCUCACACCAAACUCCUGUCACGAGACAAGCAAGGGAUCCCGUCCCUAUACAGUCUCCUCCAGAUGAGGUUGCCGUCAUGUAUACGUCUCAGCAUGCGACUAAGUCGGGGAAGAGUUCCUCGGCAGAGUCAACAUCACCGCUGGCUACUUCAAGCGAGACAGAUCACAUCACACAAGCCAUGGGCCAGGUCGACCUCGGCUCGGGGCCCGAUGCAAAGUUUAAGCAGAGAGAGCCGGGAAUCGGCCGAAUGCGACAAACUAACGGCUCCCAAGCCCCCGACCAUCCAUUUUAUUUCUACCAGGCUCUGCCUCAGUUCUACCUCUCCCCUCUAGACAUUCGCAUUCUAAAGGCUGCUUUUGGUGAUUACUCCGUGUUUCCCGCCACUAUUCUUCCCCGGGUCGAGCAUAUCUCCACUGGACAUAUUGUCGAUGAUGAGCUUCGCAAACGGGUCAAAUACCUCGGUCAUCUCCCCCAGGGCUGCGAAGUGAAUUUCCUUGAGUGCGACUGGAGAGAUGUGGUUGUGCCCGAAACCCUAGAACAAUUCGGUGCUGAAACUGGUCGGCGACGAAAGCGAAACAAGGAGAAAGAGAUGCGCGAGGAGAAGGACCGAGUUCGUGCAGAGAAGGAGGAUGACAAGCGGUGGGUUGCAUCUCAUCGGAAGAGAUCCAGCAUGGGCAUCAGCGAUCCGCCAUUUUCCGAUCGAGAUUUCCAGCCAUUGGCGAGCGGGGCAUUUGAUAUUGGUCCAUCUUCCGCAUCGCCUCCGCAGCCCUCAUCGAAUUUCGGGGCGUUAGCGUCACCCUCAACCAGUCCUCCAGGGGCUCGCACUGUAUGGGGGACGGCCGCCGUAGCACACUCCGAACCGACCGAUUUGCAACCCGGAAUCACUCCUCGCGAUGGGUGGCUUGAGGGAUGGGAAGAGGAAUUGUUUGCCCAACAGGAGCGAGAGCUCCUAGCACAGACGGCUACCGAAGCUGGAAGCAGCAACCCUCCUCCACCCUCGACUACGGGCGGAAAGAAGAAGAAAGGCAAGAAGAUUACGUUGAUGUCAACAAAUAUCCAGAGAGGUGCCUAG